Melospiza georgiana is the source of this 6334-nucleotide messenger RNA. Its product is annotated as arylamine N-acetyltransferase, pineal gland isozyme NAT-10. The transcript has 2 exons. The record is from RefSeq and is a predicted model, not a curated record. Gene Ontology annotation, molecular function: acetyltransferase activity. Lineage: Eukaryota; Metazoa; Chordata; Aves; Passeriformes; Passerellidae. Bases 93 to 965 code for a protein of 290 amino acids.
CCACUCCUGGCUUCACUGACUGCUGCCCCUGUAAUAAACCCCCCAGAAACUGAAUACCUCAAUAAAUAAAAAGGGAUCUCAUAAGAGGUGAGAUGAACCUUGAAGAGUACUUUGCAAGAACUGGCUAUAAAGGCUCCACUGAAAAACAAGAUUUGGAAACCUUAACUGAUAUAUUCCAGCAUCACAUCCGUGCUGUUCCCUUCGAAAACCUCAGUAUUCACUGUGGGGAGAAAAUUACGUUGGAGUUGGAGCACGUUUACAACAAGAUUGUGAGGAGAAAGAGGGGUGGCUGGUGCAUGGAAAACAACCAGCUUCUGGGCUGGGUGCUGAAGGGCCUGGGCUAUGACACCAGCUUCCUGGGAGCCUACGUGUUCAACCCCCAGCAGAACGCCUACGCCACCCUCAUGACCCACCUGGUGGUAAAGGUGGUCAUCGAUGGCAAAGCCUACAUCGUUGAUGGAGGCUUUGGGGUGUCCUACCAGAUGUGGCAGCCCAUGGAGCUCGUGUCAGGGAAAGAUCAGCCCCAGGCUCCCGGCGUGUUCCGCUUCACGGAGAAAAACAGCGUCUGGUACCUGGAGAAAAUGAGACGGAAACAAUACAUCCCCAACCAGAGCUUCUCCAACUCUGACCUGCUGGAGAAGAAGGAGUGUCGCAAGGUUUAUAUGUUCAGCCUGGAGCCACGGACAGUGGAAGAUUUCCGUUUCCAGUGCACGUACCUCCAGACCUCUCCAGAUUCCCUCUUCACAAAGAAGUCCAUCUGCACCCUGCAGACCACCGAGGGGUUCCGGGCGCUGAUUGGGUGGACGCUCACUGAGACCACGUACAACUACAAGGAAAACAUGGAUCUGGUGGAGUUUGUAACUCUUGAAGAUGAAGAGGUGGAAAAAACCCUCAAAGAGAAAUUUAACAUCACCCUAGAGAGAAAACUUGUCCCCAUUAAUGUUAAAGGAUCUUACACAAUCUAGAUGGCCAGGAAAACCUACAGUAAGGCUAUGUGGGUACAGCAGCUUCCACUGUCUGUGCAAUCCCUACUGCAAGGUUAUGGGAUUCUUUUGCAGGUGACUGAAGGAUAUAUACAUUAGUAUGAGAUUAAUGUGAAUUUCACUCUGGGAAAAAUCAGGGAUUUAAGACUCUUGAGUCAGUUAGGUAAAAUUAUUUGCUGGGAGAUGACUGCCGUUCAAUUUUUGGCACAAAUGUAGGAUUUGAUUUGAAUCUGGUUAUAAGCUUGGGUAAGAAAUAUGUCUGGGGAAUUUUGGACUGCCUGUAGCACAUGAGUAUGGAUUAUUAAUUGUGAUAUGCUGCCAACACAUUUUCUAAGGUUAUUAUAGGGAGACAAGUAAUCUGUGAGCAUUUAGACAAGAAAGCACACAUUUAAAACUUCAUUUUUCACAAGAUCAAACCACUCACAGCUCAUCUCAUUCCUCUACCUUUAAUAUGAGUAAAACAUUGUCAUCUUGGAAAAGAGCAUUAGGAGGCAUAAUUCUUUCACCAUCAUCCUUAGACAAACCACAGUACAAAAUGAAAAUCGUCAUCAUGUGCAUCCCUCUGGCCAUUACUGCAGUAAACUGCCCCAAGUAAUUUUUGGUAUGUACUAUUCUUCUGGUGAUGAAAAUUCUUUAUAUUGCAGUGUAUUGUGGCUGAUGGGCUCUAAGGAGAUAACUACUAAGCUUUGUUUCUGAGAUAUAAUCAUCCUGUAAACUGCGAUUAGUACUUAAAUGUCACAGCUGGCUUAGAUUUACUUUUGUCCCACAAGGGGUGGAAAUUCUGUAUUUUUGGGACUGCAUUAUAUUUGUGUAUGAAGCUAAGCCAACUAUACCCUUAAUUUUGUCCUGCAAACAUGAGUGUCUAUAUGCCUGUCCUGAAUGGGUACCACUUAGCACAGGAGCUUUAAUGCCAUUAGUGUUUGUUCAUCUGUAUCAAAGUGAAAAAACCCAAGAAGCCAGCCUAAAGGAAACCUUUUAUUUUUUCACAAUCAUGUUUCCCCAUUUUCCAGAAAAUGUUGUGCCUCCUACCAUGCUUCUCUGCAAAAAGCCCAACCAAGGAAACCACUAAGAAAGGGGAAACAUUCUUAAAUGCAUCAAAAAAUAGCAAAACCACCAAAAAACACUCUUUCUCCCCAGUCUGUAAUAAGCCUGAAUAUCAGUCAAAUGUUGAUUCCUCCCACUGAACAGUCUUUCUGCUCAAAGACAUAAUCUGAUCAUUAAUCUCACAAAUGCUGUAAGUGUAUACCUGAAAAUAAAUAAAAGGAAAAUAAAGACAUUAUGAGUUGUUUUAGGUACAGCUGGCCCCAGCUGCACUGACUCCUGCACACCCCAUCUGCCAAGUGAGGGCUCUUCACUCAUGCUGCUGAUCUGCUGGCCACCCCUUCCCACCUCAGACUUCUUAGGAUCACAGGAUCACUGAGGCUGGAAAAGCCCUUUAAGAUCAUAGAGUUCAACAAUCAACCCAACAUCACAACCAUGUUCACCAUUAAACUCUGCCCUUCAGGUGCCACUUCCAGGGAUGGUGACUCCACCACUGCCCUUGACAUUCUUCCAGUCCUUUCCAACCCUGUGAAAAGAUUUUCUUAGUAUCUAAUCAAAACUUUCCCUGGUAUAAUUGGAUGCCAUUUCCUGACAUCCAGUCCCUUGUUACCUGUUCCUGGGAACCUGUUACCUGACACUUCUUGAACUAAACAGGCCAAUAUUGAACAAAUGCAGCAGUGGUAUUGGAGAUGGUGAGUUCCUGCAGGUGCCUAGAUGAAAAGGUUGUAGGAUGAGGAAGAUGAUCACUGAAGAGGAGGCCCAGGAGUCAUCUCUGCUGGGCUUGGUGUGUGCCAGCUCCCGUGGUGGCAGCUCAUGGCCUGGGUGCACACAUGGUUGCAUAGGGAUAAGGAACUGAGAGCCAGGAAGGGGUGACAGGGGACAGUGAAAGAUCUUACUGAGGUCAGAACACAGCUUCUCUGUUAAUAAUGGAAUGAUGGAAUUUGUUCAGUAAUUUGUGUUCUGUUAUUCCCUCAUAUUAAUAUCCCAUUAAGGGUUUUUACCCCUUUCUAAAUAAUUGAUCAUGGCAAGGUGCUCCCUGAGAUGUCAGGGAACAUUACAAGCUUCAAAACACUGACCACUUCCAUUCCAUCUGAUGGGAUUCUCAUUUACUCAGCUCACCAAACCACAUUUCUCUGUGCCACCGACCCCAGCUGUUUUCUUGUCUUGUGGACAGCCAUUUACAGGGUGGUAAUUUUGCGUCCCAACUUCCCCAGAGAUUUUCCUGCUGUUUCUCCCAGGUAAUUGCUUGGAUUUUGGUACACAAGGGUUUCUUGGGGAUCAGUGGGCUCCUAUCAACAUUUAACUGAGCCUGCAGUGAUGGGACUCAACCAGCUACCCCGUCCACUGUUUGUUUCUUACCAAAGAUCUACAGAUCUGCUGGUGAUUGAGGCUCCAACCAUCUCCCUGACUCCCAUCUGUUAAUUUUUCAUCUUGACGUGACAAUUAUAAGCAGGUCCUCACUGAGAAACAUGAAAUCACACAAAGAAAUGUCAACACAUGCAGCUAAGGAACAGUUUCACAGUUUAACUAAAGCUUCCCAAAAGCUGAUGAAAGCAGGUUAUUGAGGUGUGAAUGCCAGGCCUGAAAUCUCUCAGAGGUCUGAGAUAAGAAUGGUGUAAAACCAAACAAAACCAAACAAACUCUGAGGCCUCAUGCUGGGGUUCCAUUAGCAAGGCAGUAUUGUGGAAGCUGAUGUUCUCCCAGCCUGAAAAGAAAACAAACCACCAAGUCCUUAAAGCAUCAGCUCUCACAGAAACUUGAAUUCACAUGUGGUUGGGAACUGUGGGAUGGCUGCCAUCCUUCCCUACCAUGAUGCUUCAUUAGCAUUCUCAGAGAAGGGUUUAAUGAGAGCCUAAAUGAUUUUGCAGUUUUAGUUGGGGACUGUUGUUCAAAUGAAGCAAAACAAAUGCUGAGAAACCGCCCCCCUCCACCCCCAGACUCAUCUAAUUCCAAAUACAAUUUAAAAGCAUGGUAUUCCAAUCAAGAGAAAGACAAACAAUUUCUUUUAAAGCUUAAAUGCUGGAUGAAGUCCCAGAAUCCCAGCCCAGCUGCCCAUUACACACACAGGCAAUGGCAAUGACAGUCACCCGUGGCUGGAGCAUUGCAUCAUGGAGAGUCUCAUUAGAGAACAAGGCAGAGCACAAAACAUGGUUCAAACUCCACAGCAACACUGAACUCCUGCCCCUCCCCAAGAACCAAAGUUUAAUCAGCUCAAGCAUUACUGGAUGGCUCACUUCAGUUGGACUCUGUCCUGGACUUUUUAAGAUCCAAUAAUAAGCAAAAGAGAAGCAAAAGAGAAACAUCAGCAAGAAAGACAAAGUUGUUCAAUACUUCCAUAUUUUCAAGCCCAGCAAUUAUUACAAAAUAAGCACCAAGAGCCUGCCAAAAGGAGGGACCAAACUUCACAUGACAAGGGACAGACAUGAGCUGUCAGUGACCACUACUUAAAACCACACUUCACUUCUGGGGUCUGGUAACACUUUACCAGUUUGCAGGUAGCCAUUUUCUGUAACAAAACCACUACUUAACCAACUUGCUUCUGUUUCCAGAGAAGAAACACUUUCAUUUAGAAACAUGACCACGUGGGAAAGUGCUACAGCCUAGGAGGUUGCACAUAAAAUGUACUGGAGCCUGUGUCAGAGCCAAGAAAGCCUUAAUCAAUGCAGGUUUGCUUUAUGAAUAUUUCACUGCUAUGCUUACACCUCUGUCAAGAGUAGUUCAAGCAUAGAUUUUAUACAGCACAUGUUUCUACCUCAGGUAGGAAGCUCAAGUCAGACUUAAAUCCAUCCAUAAAUGUAUUUAUACCAUUGGAAAUGCAGACAAGUAUUUCAGAACAUCCCACCAUGUCUGCUUGUAACUCUGUACUUAAAGUACAUUUAAAAAGUCACACAGGGCUGAGUUGUGGUUUUGUCUUGCUCACAAAAACACACUAUGGAUGGUGCUUUUAAAGGCACAUUUUGCAAAUGCCCCAUGAAUAAAAGAUUGUUCUAAAAUAAGUAGCUGGUUUUACUGUAGCACUGAGCCACCAGCUGAAUGUGAACAGCAAAGCUCCCAGAUUUAAAGACAAUAAACUAAAAUCUACCUUUUCUUCACAGUUUGUUCAACACAGUUCUGUUGAAACAGAACCAACCUUCCUCUGUCCCAAUUCCAAAAUCGUGGAUUUUCUAGGAAGCUGUUUAGCUUCUCAUGUGCUUAUCCAUGCACUGUGGCACCCUCAUGUCCAGCUAUCCCUCAGGGAAUGACGUGAAAUUAAGGAGGCAGGAUGCCCUUAACCAGAAUUACUCCCUACUGGACUGAACAGACCCUGCAAUGCAGGAGAGCUCUCUGCAUAACCCUGAAAAAGGAAGACUCCACAUAGAAUCCAUCUCAGCCACUGCUGUUACCAAAAUAACCCAAAAGCCUUUUUACAUGGCACCACUGGACACUUGCCCAACCCACAGCCCCUCAGGACAUGCAAUUGCAGUGACAUCUCCUGGCUGCUGGUGGCUCACCAGAACACACCUCACCCCUCAAUUAUUCAGCACAGCUAUGCAGAAAUUCACUCUCCAUUCAAGAAAUCCAUUCAGAGGAAUCAUUUUCCUACUAAUAAGCAAGAAGAAUAAUGGGAUGUAUUCCAAGUUUUUCUUGUGAUGACCAACAAUAAAUCAUUUCAUAGCUCAGGUCACAUCUUCCAUGGGAAGAAAAAUGUCUUGCCAUCAUUAACUCCUUUUCAGCUAGCAGUAAUAUAUGAUCAGGUUUUAAGUAAUUGAACCAGUAGCAUUUAAUUAGCUCUCAAAAACUAUCUCAGAUCAUGAAUCACAGCCUUUCCACCUGCACAAAGUCCCCUUACUAGGUUAAAAGUAUAUUUCUCUUUCCAUGUGUGAUCCAUCUUGAAUAUCUAAUUAGGUGCUCCUGAUAUAUGGAUCAUAGUUCAUGUAUCACAAGCAAAAUACAGCAGACACAGUGUGUCCUUCUUUAAAUAAUUGAGUUUCACAUCUUGUUUCACUGAGCUGCUAAAAAAAGACAAAAAAAAAAAAAGCCUUGUGCCCAUGGCAAAAUGGCCACUCCUCACUUCAAUUAACAAAUUCCUUUCUGCAGAGAGCCAGCAUUAAGGAUGAGUGGUUUGGACAUCCUGAGGAAAUGUAGCAAUUGCAAUAUUUCUUGUUGAAAGGCUGUGCACAAAGAAUUGCUAUGAUUUUAGACAAGAACACACUGAUGUUUUUCAAAAAACCCAGAGCACCAACUGACCAAGGAGAACUGUGUUUCUACCCUAAUACUACUUCAGAUGGCUUCAUCACAUGCUAAAUAAAUCAGUGCACUCAGCUAAAUGU